Callorhinchus milii (elephant shark) is the source of this 1686-nucleotide messenger RNA. RefSeq names its product skin secretory protein xP2-like. Lineage: Eukaryota; Metazoa; Chordata; Chondrichthyes; Chimaeriformes; Callorhinchidae. Bases 1 to 1686 code for a protein of 561 amino acids. The record is from RefSeq and is a predicted model, not a curated record. The transcript has a single exon.
AUGAGGUUUUUUUCCCCAAUUAAAAAUCUGUACAUUGCCGGCCCCCGUGUCCCUGCCCCUCGGCCAGCCUCCCUGCCCCUCGGCCAGCCCCCUUGCCCCUCGGCCAGCCUCCCUGCCCCUCGGCCAGCGCCCCUGCCCCUCGGCCAGCCUCCCUGCCCCUCGGCCAGCGCCCCUGCCCCUCGGCCAGCGCCCCUGCCCCUCGGCCAGCGCCCCUGCCCCUCGGCCAGCCCCCUGCCCUCGGCCAGCGCCCCUGCCCCUCGGCCAGCGCCCCUGCCCCUCGGCCAGCCUCCCUGCCCCUCGGCCAGCGCCCCUGCCCCUCGGCCAGCGCCCCUGCCCCUCGGCCAGCCUCCCUGCCCCUCGGCCAGCGCCCCUGCCCCUCGGCCAGCCCGCUGCCCCUCGGCCAGCCUCCUGCCCCUCGGCCAGCGCCCCUGCCCCUCGGCCAGCGCCCCUGCCCUCGGCCAGCGCCCCUGCCCCUCGGCCAGCGCCCCUGCCCCUCGGCCAGCGCCCCUGCCCCUCGGCCAGCGCCCCUGCCCCUCGGCCAGCGCCCCUGCCCCUCGGCCAGCCUCCCUGCCCCUCGGCCAGCCUCCCUGCCCCUCGGCCAGCGCCCCUGCCCCUCGGCCAGCCUCCCUGCCCCUCGGCCAGCGCCCCUGCCCCUCGGCCAGCCUCCCUGCCCCUCGGCCAGCGCCCCUGCCGCUCGGCCAGCCUCCCUGCCCCUCGGCCAGCGCCCCUGCCCCUCGGCCAGCCUCCCUGCCCUCGGCCAGCGCCCCUGCUACUCGGCCAGCCUCCUGCCCUCGGCCAGCGCCCCUGCCCCUCGGCCAGCGCCCCUGCCCUCGGCCAGCCUCCCUGCCCUCGGCCAGCGCCCCUGCCCCUCGGCCAGCGCCCCUGCCCCUCGGCCAGCCUCCCUGCCCCUCGGCCAGCCUCCCUGCCCCUCGGCCAGCGCCCCUGCCCCUCGGCCAGUGCCCCUGCCCCUCGGCCAGCGCCCCUGCCCUCGGCCAGCGCCCCUGCGCUCGGCCAGCCUCCCUGCCCCUCGGCCAGCGCCCCUGCCCCUCGCCAGCCUCCCUGCCCCUCGGCCAGCGCCCUGCUACUCGGCCAGCCUCCCUGCCCUCGGCCAGCCCCCUGCCCCUCGGCCAGCGCCCUGCCCCUCGGUCAGCCUCCCUGCCCCUCGGUCAGCCUCCCUGCCCCUCGGCCAAUGCCCCUGCCCCUCGGCCAAUGCCCCUGCCCCUCGGCCAAUGCCCCUGCCCCUCGGCCAAUGCCCCUGCCUCUCGGCCAGCCUCCCUGCCCCUCGGCCAAUGCCCCUGCCCCUCGGCCAAUGCCCCUGCCCCUCGGCCAAUGCCCCUGCCCUCGGCCAAUGCCCCUGCCUCUCGGCCAGCGCCCCUGCCCCUCGGCCAGCGUCCCUGCCCCUCGGCCAGCGCCCCUGCCCCUCGGCCAAUGCCCCUGCCCCUCGGCCAAUGCCCCUGCCUCUCGGCCAAUGCCCCUGCCCCUCGGCCAGCGCCCCUGCCCCUCGGCCAAUGCCCCUGCCCCUCGGUCAGCCUCCCUGCCCCUCGGCCAAUGCCCCUGCCCCUCGGCCAGUGCCCCUGCCCCCCAGAGCCCCUGCCCCCCAGUGCCACUGCCCCCCAGUGCCACUGCCCCUCUCCGCUGGUGUUGGUGACUGUGCGGAUUAACGCUGUGCGGUUCCCCUUUAAUUAG